This is a messenger RNA of Hymenoscyphus albidus, 738 nucleotides long. NCBI's taxonomy places the organism in Eukaryota, Fungi, Ascomycota, Leotiomycetes, Helotiales, Helotiaceae. The record is from the annotation of a GenBank genome assembly.
AUGAGCUUUUCACUCAACGAUCAACUCACUUGGCGAGUUACUGAAGAAUUUCCGGUCCGCAAGGUAGAUGGUAUGGACUGGGAACGUUGCGCUCCUUUGCAUAAUCUAAUCGUUGAACUUGGCUUGACAGGCAGCGGCAAAGUCCUUGCAGAUACUUUGGGAAAGACAUGGUGGGAUAGACAUAUCACCGAUAAGACUCUUGAAGAAGAGUGGACGAGACGUUUGACGCCUUCUCUGAAGCUAUUUCUUCAAUCAGCCUGCGACGAGACACAGCAUGAUAAUUUCUUCUAUUACGCUUCGGGGCUGACUUGGCCUAGCGAAUUCUUCAACGAAUCAUGGGACAAUGAUGAAUACGAUGUUGUGAGAUUAUAUCAAAUGACUAAUUUGAACAUUGAAAGUCAUCUAGAUGGUGUGAAGUAUAGAAAUUCUUUCCAGCUUCUCAUUCAUGGCUAAUAGAACUCGAGCUUCGAUCAAGGAGCCAAUGAUGCAAUCUUUUGUACCUAUAUACAUGAUCACUGUAUCGUCACUAAUGGUCGCAUUGUUUGGGAUCCUCUCGAAGUUAUCUUAACUGCUUGGCUAGGCAUGAUUGACACUGGAAAGGUUAUAGUUUCGCCUGAUGGUGCAAGCCAACCUUAGAGCCUCAUCUCAUACAGCGAAUAUGAUUUAGCCUUUGCUGUCAGCAAUUUCAAUCGACUAAGCACCAUAGUCGAAUGCUUGCUCGAAGAUCCGACCCUUUAA